Trematomus bernacchii (emerald rockcod) is the source of this 2746-nucleotide messenger RNA. RefSeq names its product transmembrane protein 79-like. The coding region runs from base 255 to 1475 and encodes 406 amino acids. Gene Ontology annotation, cellular component: trans-Golgi network membrane; lysosomal membrane. NCBI's taxonomy places the organism in Eukaryota, Metazoa, Chordata, Actinopteri, Perciformes, Nototheniidae. The transcript has 5 exons. The record is from RefSeq and is a predicted model, not a curated record. Gene Ontology annotation, biological process: regulated exocytosis.
UCUCCGCCUCCUCGUGCUCCGAGCAGCUGGACUCACCUGCUAGGUUACCUUUACUACCCCCGGGAGAAACAACUAAAGCAGUGAGCUCGGUACUUCUUUCCGACAAAGCCCAGGAUUGUGUCGGUGAUGUGACCGGAGUGAAAGCAGAAAUCAAUCAGAAAUGAGCAUAGGAAGCUGGAAGAAGCUAUGCUAACAGUUAGUGUGAACAAGUAUUGACUGAAAAGAGAGAAAAUUAAGAUAAGAAGCUUGAAAAAAUGUCUGGCCAAGUUAGUGUAGUCACCGAGGAGGAUGCACUUUCACCUGCAGAGCCACACAUAGCAGGAAAUAAAAAGCCAGAAGAGAGCAAGAGCAAGGAAGGAGAAGACUCAAAGGAGGAAGAGGAGGAGGAGGAAGUGACCAGCUCUGCUCAUCUGGAGCCAAGCACUCUGCCCUGGCCUGGAGACAAAGACAGGCCUCAGACGGACAACGACGAUGGAGUUUGGUCCGAAGAGAGAGACACGGGGGUCAGUGGGGGGAGCCAGGACCUGUCAGAGGAGCACAGAGACAUGAAGAGCAAGUGGAGGGAGAGCAUGCCUGAAGGAGAGAAGUGGAGGGACGACGAGCUGGAGGUGCAGCGUGACGAUAAAGGGGAAGGCUCCCUGGCAGACGAUGAAGAUGAGGAGGAGGAAGAAGGGGAGUCAAACUGGAGGUCAGAGAAAGCUGCUAUGGGUUUUUCUCCACAAGUCACCAUCGUGCGUCCGUCCAGCAAAGAGCUUCUUGAGGAGAGCCGGAUGUUCAUAGAGGACGACGAGAAGGAGCUGCAGGUGGAGAACGACGCAGCCAAUCGGUUUCAUCCAGAGUGGAGAGAGCAGGACGACAAGUUCUACCUGUGUGAGUCUCUCUGCAGUGAGAAGCUGAAGCUGGUUCUGGGGACGGCGGCUGCAGCGCUGCUCUUCCCUCUGCUGGUGUGGGGGGGGUACGCCCUUAUUCCCUUUGAGUCCCCGCUGCUGCAGAGCACCCCCCUCAGGGUGGUGUACACUCUGCGCUGCGCCUUCUUCGCCAUCAUCCCCAUCAUGCUCGGUGUGCUGGUGCAGGGCGUGGCCCGGCUGCGCUACAGCGCCCUGAAGCCCCUCUACGAGAGCACCCUGGUGAACAGAGAGGUGGCCGUGCACUGGCACUACGUCAACGAAUCGCUGGCUCUCUUCCUCUUUUACUUCCUGCAGCUCGCUGUCAUGGCAACCUACAUCAGCCAGGACCUGGUCAAACUGGUGCCGCUGCUCACCAUCAUAUUUGUCUUCGGCAGGCUGAUCUACUGGCUCUGCCUCUCUCUGGGCAGCAGCUUCCGGGGUCUCGGCUUCGGCUUCUCCUUCUUCCCCAUCCUGGUCAUGCUGGGGGUCAACCUGUACUACAUCUGCUCGUCUGUCGGGCCGGAGUCAGUGUUUGACGUUGAGCCUCCAACAUCAGCUCCUCCCCCCAGGCAGCGCUGGUGGGGUUAAAGGGGGACGUCCAAAAAGACGACAAGGAGAUAAGACACAAACGACUAAGAACACCUUUUUCACAUCACAUCACACCUGCACCAAGGCACCUUGAAUCCCUCCUUCUGUGUCUUAAAUACGACGGCAAACUCUCCUUGGGUAGUGUUUUUAUUAUUCAAAUAAUAACGAUGUGCUCUCAAAAGACCCUCCCAGUAAUGGCCACUGUCACAAAGAAAUCAAUGAUAUAAAGCCUGUUGGGGCUUUAUUUGAAUCUCUGUAUUGAAAAAAGGAAGACAUGCACAAGUACUCGCAUGCUAGUUCAGAGAGGAAGUUGAAAAAGUUUACAUAAAAACAAAAAAGCUCUUGUGUACUUGCAAAUGAAAAAAGGAUGAUCUGAGGAAGGGCUUUAAUUACUUAACUAACCUUCUGUUCAAAAUCUACAGUAAACUGGCUUUUGAAUUACGAGGCUUUUGAAUUAGAAGUGUUUCUGUUGAGGCAUCCAGUGUGUCGACGUGAUGCAGCAGAAAUAAGAAAAGUAAGAACUGAUGUUGUAAAUAUUUAUUAUCAAAAUUAUUUUAUGAGAUUGAAUUAACUUUUUUUUAAUGAAUUUUCACAUUUUCGUUUUUGCACUCUUGGUAUUAAUGGUAAUCUUAUGAUGUAAUAUUUAUAUGUGAGACUGAUGAAUGCAUCUUUGUUUUAUUGAUCAAAGGCUUUUCUUUCUUUAUGUCAGCAGUGCUGUUGUCUGUUUUUGGGCAGUGUCUUUUUUUUAUUUUGAAAAAAACGAGUUAAGUUUAAGCAUUUUUUCAAUAAAGCUUUAACAAAUAUGAUACUCAACAUUGUGCGGAGGCUGAUGAUUCAGAUCUGACUGAGGGGAUGUUUCUGAAAUAAAAGCACUAACAGCGACCAUUUCAUGUUUUAAAUGUGGUUGCUGCGAUCAGAUGAGGUAAGUUUCAACUAGACCAAGUACAUUUAUUAGUAUUAACCUGGACAUGUGGGACACACCUCUUUUUAUUACAUUUUAGUGUUUGUUCUAUCUUUUAUGAAUGUUUUAAUGAAACUUCAGAAUAACCAAAGUAUAAUUCAUGUUUUAAUAACUUCCAUGUUAAGCUUACCAGGGACUCUAAGUCAAUGCAGCAUUGUAUUACUAUAUGACACACCUUUUUACUGGAUUUUAGUGUUUUUUCUAUUUUCUAUCAAUAUUUUUAUGAAAUCCCAUUAUUUUUGUUGAAGGGUUAUUUUCUUCCAUGUCAUGUGAUGCAGUCACUUUAAAUAAAUGCAGCAUUGUAUUACCA